CGACGCUGUGACGUAGCGUGCCGUCUCGGAACUCGGCAACAUGGCGGCCCGCAGGCAGAAGCUUCUGUACGCACUGUGUUGAGCUCUGACCGACCCGAUACACCAUGAAACAAGGAGAGACGUUCAGGUAACAUUGGAGCUGAGAUGUUUCGUAUCCGGAGGAGCGCCGUGCGGCUGUGCCAGCGGGGCGAGGCGCUGUGUCCGCGGGGGGAUGCGGGGUCGCUGUCACGGGGUCAGGGGGGGUCAGCGCGUCAGGCAAACAGGUGUCGCCCUGAGACGUCAUCCUGGCGGACCCCGCAGACACCGGUCAACCAAGGCACAAGACCGAAGCAGUUCAGAGGCCAUCUACAGAUAUCUGCCUGCACGGAAACAAAUCUAAACGCGCACUAUUGCCGGACUAGUCCGUGGCUGAGGCCGAAUGGGAACCCUCAGGUGAACCCGGCCCUCCUCCGGGGAGGUCCCGGCUGGCCUUUGGCCCAUGUCCAGCCCCUCCUCCGGGGGGUUCCUGGCUGGCCUGGGGUCCCGCCCCUCCUCCGGUCCCCCGGGGCUCGUGGGCUGUGCAGCGGGAAAUCCCGGCCAACUCAGGACACUGACCCGUCACCGGAGCAAAAUGAAAGUCAAGGAAGCUCUGUCCAUGUCCCGGGACACGGGCUGUUUAAGUUCAAAGAGCUGCACGAGAACCCAUGGACCGUCCCAAACCUGCUGUGUGUUUGUCGGAUCGUGCUGUCGCCCUACCUGGGCUACCUCAUCAUCCACCAACACUUUUACCUCAGCCUGGCUCUGUUCACUAUGGCUGGGGCCACAGACAUGUUAGACGGCUACAUUGCAAGAACAUGGCCCAAUCAGAAAUCAGCGUUGGGCAGUGCACUUGACCCAUUGGCUGAUAAGAUCCUGAUCAGUGUUCUGUACGUCAGCCUCACCUAUGCUCAGCUCAUACCAGCUCCUCUCACGGCUCUGGUGAUCUUCAGAGACAUCGGUCUGAUAGCCGCAGUCUUCUGGGUCAGAUACAAGACUGUGCCCCCACCGGUGACCCUCAGUAAAUUUUUUAAUCCAUGUUACACUACAGCCCAGCUCAAACCCACGUUAUUCAGCAAGGUGAACACAGCCAUCCAGCUCCUUCUAGUAGCUGCUUCCCUCGCUGCUCCAGUCUUCAAAUACACGGACAGUCUUCUGCUGCAGUCGCUAUGGUAUGUAACGGCGGUGACGACGGCCGCCUCCGGCUACAGCUACUGGCACUACGGCCGCAAGACGGUCCAGGUACUCAACACCAAAUCACCAUGACAAGCCCCGAGCAGAAACACACCUGGCGGUGGCGCGGACAAUGACCGCUGAUUAACGAGGAAACGGCCCAGGCGAGACGCGGCCGACCAGGAGGAUAAGGGCCGGUUUUACAUGACGGACACGCUGGCAUACGGUGCUCUGAUGCAGGUUGCUAUGACGACCACUUAUCAACGAGAUGACAUUGAUGGAGCAGCCUUGGUUUUACGCUAGCGGCGUCUUGGUCUGGAACAAUGGAACACAUAACCUGAGAUGUUCUCACUAGUCUGGCCAGUCCCCGAUUCUGUACUCUCAUUUAAAUAAUUUCUAGAUGUUCCCAUGGCAACCAUAUUUUGUCAAAUCAGUUUUGUAAGUCAAUGAUUUAUGAUUAAAAACAAAGGAAAGAAUAGAUA
Gadus morhua (Atlantic cod) is the source of this 1670-nucleotide messenger RNA. It is a transcript of the gene crls1, whose product is annotated as cardiolipin synthase 1. Gene Ontology annotation, molecular function: cardiolipin synthase (CMP-forming) activity. Gene Ontology annotation, cellular component: mitochondrion; membrane. The transcript has 7 exons. Gene Ontology annotation, biological process: cardiolipin biosynthetic process. NCBI's taxonomy places the organism in Eukaryota, Metazoa, Chordata, Actinopteri, Gadiformes, Gadidae. The record is from RefSeq and is a predicted model, not a curated record. Bases 145 to 1281 code for a protein of 378 amino acids.